AUGCCUCGCCGUUCUCCUACUCGUAGUCAUUCGAAAUCAAUCAGUCGUUCGCCUUCUCGAAGUCGUUCGAGAACUCGUUCACCACAUUCACGUCCACAUUAUCGUACAUCUAAUCGCCACCAUCAUUCACAUCACAGUCAUCAUGGCUACCAACCGCCAUCACAUGUUCGUGGCUAUGGUGGUAGGGAAAAGCGCGUUUAUCGUAGUCGAAGCCGCAGUGGUUCAUCUCCGAAACGUUAUGUCGAUGAUAUUGAACGACUAAAUCCACCGGCGAAUAAAGUACUAGGGGUAUUUGGGCUUAGUUUAAACACAGACGAAAGAGAUUUACGUAAAAUGUACGAAAAAUUUGGACGUAUUGAAGAUGUACGAAUCGUUUACGAUCGACGAGCCAAAAAGGAAACUCAUGGAACAGACAUUGAUGGUCAAAAAAUUCGUGUUGAUUAUUCACUGACAGAAAAAGCACAUGCUCCUACUCCUGGCAUUUAUAUGGGCGCUCGAUAUUACGGAAGUUCCAGUGGCGGUGGAGGAUCUCGAAAUGGAUAUGGAUCUCAUAGGGGCAGUGGAAGUCGAAGAAGAACACCAUCUUACGAAAGAUAUAGUCGAUCACGCUCACGAUCGCGUAGGUAG
Molecule: messenger RNA, 627 nt
Organism: Didymodactylos carnosus
Lineage: Eukaryota; Metazoa; Rotifera; Eurotatoria; Philodinida; Philodinidae
Source: the annotation of a GenBank genome assembly